AUGUCACCCAUGCUGGAAGCUCCAGCCCGCCGCCAAAUGAGGGCCGCACUGAGGGACUUGGCGCUGAAGACCAAGAGCCUUCGAGUUGAUGAACUAGACCUACAGCUAUUGGAAAAACUCAAUAUUCGAGUCAAUCUUAUGUCGCUAGAUGAGGCGUCACCACACAAACCAUCUUAUUUCGCCCCUUCGAAAGACCACGCAAUUCCAGAUCCCAAGGAUGAUGACCUUGAUGGACCAUAUAAUGGUCUAAUCGAAGAAACGGAGCCAGCUUUCACCAGUCCUAUCGAUCGUGCAUAUGCGGUAGAUAUUCACUUCUCUUCUUACAUUACCUAUUACUCUAUGAAGGCCGACCGUGAAGGAUAUAGGACUACCUGGUUUUCGAAAUGUGUUGGCGAUUCACCAUUUGAAAAAUCUAGUCUGUACAAGUAUGAACAGCCUGAGUUCGGGUGCUAUCGUAUCGCCGAGUUGAACGGCUCUAGACGUCCACAUGUCAAGGCAGUCAUGUACAAUAAUCUAGUCGCCACAGAUUCCACAAUCCUCUUCGGCGAGUUGAUGCCAAUCCUUCGAAUUAUGCUGACACAGCUUCGGAGGCGGAAGUUCAUUCAUGAAAUGGUUUCACCGGUCUUGAUAUUCUCGCUCAUGGGGCUACAAGCCCGAGUGAUUGAAGCAUUUUUCCACGGUGAGAAUCUGGUGCUGCGCCCGACUAAGAUGUAUGACUUCAGCCACGGAAACUCCGAUGCCUUUAAAUCACUGGCCCAGUGGCUUCCUGAUACAUUGCGGGUUUCGCAUCUGUUUGACAUCACGUGUUUGUCAGAUGCAUGCUUAUGGUUGUCAAUCAUGUUGUUCUCUAGUUCUCCUUCAUCGUUCAAGCAGGGAGUCAUGCCGGAUACUAGCAUAGUGCACAAAAUACACCACGAGUAUGAUAGAGCUAGGUCACCACCCAGACAGGAAAAUAGUCGGAGAACAGGCCUUGAUGUUACAGAUCCUUUGAUUAUUAGAGCUGACAUUGCUGCAAUGUCCUACACCCUUCGAUGCCCGAGACCUCAGGUUUUGCGGCUGUGCAAAGGAUACUGCACCAUUACACCUCUCACAACCCCAGGCAUCGAACGCCUCACUUUUUAUUGUGGCUUAGACUGA
Aspergillus niger is the source of this 1137-nucleotide messenger RNA. RefSeq lists its product as uncharacterized. The record is from RefSeq and is a predicted model, not a curated record. NCBI's taxonomy places the organism in Eukaryota, Fungi, Ascomycota, Eurotiomycetes, Eurotiales, Aspergillaceae. The coding region runs from base 1 to 1137 and encodes 378 amino acids. The transcript is spliced from 5 exons.